AUGGGCGCGAAGAGGAAAGCUGCCAGCAAAGACUCGGGCCCGCAGAAGAAAGCGAGGCAGGAAGACACCGUCGCUAAGAAGGAGGACAAGAAGAAAAACGAUGGACUGCUCUUCCAGCCCUGCCCGGACUGGCACGCCGCCGAACUGCCUGCACUCCCGACGAAGGACGUGACGAGUCUGCCGCCGCAACGAUCGAUCGAAGAAUUGCAACAGUACGCGGAAUCAUUACUGGAAUCGGAGAACAAGGCAUACAAUGACGUUCACCUCACCAAAUCGUCAGAGCACAAGUUCCGCUCCACUGUCAUGGCGUCUGGUACGUUGGAGGACAAGGUGUCUGCUCUGACACUGUUGGUACAAGAGUCGCCGCUACACACCACGAAAGCUUUUGAGCAUCUGCUGGGACUGGGGAAAAAGAAGAGCAGGAAUCAGGCUCUAAUGGCCGUCGCUGCGUUGAAGGACUUGCUCGGCCAAGGUGUUGUUCUGCCGGGAGACCGCAAAUUGCGUGCAUUUUCCAAGCAGCCCGGUGUUCUCGGUGCGUUGCAGGGCAAGUCCGCCAGGUGGUCGCAGGGCGAUGCUUUGCCCGCGGGCUUGGAAAAGGUUCACCUUGUGGUGUGGGCGUUUGAGGACUGGUUGAAGAAGAAGUAUUUUGAGAUGCUACAGAUACUGGAGACUUGGUGCAACGACGAGAUCGCCUACUCUCGGAGUCGAGCCAUCACGUACGUGUUUGAGCUACUCAAAGACAAACCUGAGCAAGAAGAGAACCUGCUGCGAUUGUUGGUGAACAAGCUGGGAGACACGGAUCGAAAGAUUGCUUCGCGAGCCUCAUAUCUGCUUCUCCAGCUGGAAACAUCGCAUCCCGCCAUGAAACUGAUUAUUACCAAUACUGUCGAAGCCGACUGCUUGUUCAAACCGGGCCAAAGCGACCAUGCUAAGUACUACGCUAUCAUUACCCUGAAUCAGACAAUUCUUGGCCAAAAAGAUCAAGAACUUGCAAAUAGGCUGUUGGAAAUCUACUUCAGUCUCUUUGUCCAGCUUCUCAAACCAAAGGAGACUACAGAAAACUCGAGCAAAGCCAAAGUAGACGGGAAACCUCAAGGAGGCGGCGGAAAAGCGGGCAAGAUGGCGGCGAAGAAGAGGAAGGCUGAGGAACGAAACGAGGAGACUGCCCUCCAGCUUCACGACAAAAUGAUCUCCCAAGUGCUGGCUGGUGUUAAUCGAGCGUUUCCGUACGCAGACGCCAACGAUGCAACCUUCGAAAAGCAGCUCGAUACUGUCUUUCGUGUGGCACAUUCUGCCAACUUCAACACUAGCGUUCAGGCGUUGAUGCUACUUCAACAGAUCUCAUCCCGCAAGCACUUUGGUGCGGAGAGAUUCUAUCGGACUUUAUACCAGUCCCUCCUGGAUCCACGCCUCUUCACCUCAAGUAAACAGGUCUUGUAUCUCAACCUGCUGUACAAGAGCUUAAAGGAAGAUCUGAACGCCAAACGCGUUCAGGCCUUUGUGAAGAGAUUGCUGCAAACCAUUACCAUGCACGAGCCGCCAUUUGCCUGUGGUGUGCUCUACCUGAUCAGCGAACUGGAGAGGACAUUCCCCAGUAUCCGCAACAUGCUAACCACGCCGGAGGCGAAUGACGAUGAUGAGGAAGAGCACUUUGUUGACGUUCCGGAGGACGGCGAAGCAGCGACUGAUAACGCAGGGCGAUCGUUGGAAGUGAAGUCUCUGUACGAUCCCCGAAAACGCGAUCCCGAGCACGCUGGAGCCGAGAAAACGUGUCUGUGGGACAUCAUACCCAUCAUGAGACAUUACCAUCCAUCGGUGGCGCUAUUUGCUGAAGCGGUGUUCGGUACCAAGGACAUGCCUCCAAAACCUGACACGACUCAACAUACUCUCAUGCACUUUCUCGAUCGCUUCGUCUAUCGAAACCCCAGCACGAAGCAAGCCAAGACGCAUGGAAGCUCCAUCAUGCAACCGCUGGCAGGCAGUAAUGCGGCCAACCUACUUGUCAAGCCCGGCGAGGGUGGUGCGAAGAGCGCGCCACUCAACACGGAGCAAUUCUGGGCCAAGAAGCUCGACAACGUUGCUCCCGACGAAGUCUUCUUCCAUAGCUACUUCAAUGCUGCGGGCAACAGCAAGAAGCGGAGGGAAUCCGAGCAAAAGAAGAAGGCCAAGGGAGCAGAGGAAGACAGCGAAGAUGAGGCCGAGGAGGAGAUCUGGCAGGCUAUUGCCAACUCACGGCCUGAGGUGGAAGGCCCUGACGAGGACGAGGAUGAUCUCAGCAUGGGAGAUCUCGAGAGUGCCUACGAUCGAAGUGACGAUGAGGAGUCAGAGGCAGGCAUUGAUCUGGGUGGCGGCGCCGAGGACGACGACGAAGACGCGUUUGCCGACUUUGACGGACUUGACGGGGAGGAUCAGGAGGAGGAGGACGAGUUCGACCUCCCCGAGCUCGAGAGCGACGAAGACGCGAUGCUGGAUGACGACGACGAUAUUCCCGUCGCGCUGGCGGGCGAAGAGGAGGAGGAUUCCGAGGGACAAACGAUGUCGAAGAGCAAGAAGAACCGCAAGGAAAAGAGGAAGCUCAAGGCUCUGCCGACUUUCGCUUCGGCGGACGACUAUGCGAAGCUGCUGGAUGCCGAGCCGGAUGACAUGUAA
Molecule: messenger RNA, 2649 nt
Organism: Lecanosticta acicola
Lineage: Eukaryota; Fungi; Ascomycota; Dothideomycetes; Mycosphaerellales; Mycosphaerellaceae
Source: the annotation of a GenBank genome assembly